AAUACAGCCCAGAGAGCUGCUGGUCUGGUUGAGUCUAUUCUUUCCUCUGUACAAGGACAAGAUCACAUCUUGCACACAUCUGAACAGCUCGAGCUUUAGAGCAAUGAACAAUUUGUUUGGAUGGACAAGGCUCAUGCUGCUAUGUUUCGUAAUUGAUGUUCUCUGUGCUUCCCAGCAAACAGUCAACUCUGAGACUCAGGAGGUGAAAGGCAUCGUGGGAAAGUCUUUAUCUUUUCCAGAGAGAGUGUUUAAAACUGGAUAUGUAAGGUAUGGAGAAGACACUACUGCAAGUGUGAUCAAUGGACAAAGCCAUAUAGAUUCAGAUGAGAGAUUUAAAAAUCGCCUUCACUGGGACAAUGUGACAGGAUUAUUCAGUCUGUCAGACCUACAGAUAGAAGAUGCUGGGGUUUAUUCUGUGGAGAAUAAAGACGGAGAGAAGAGGAUACCUAAAUUUAACCUCAAUCUUUACUAUUUUGUUUCCAAACCUCAGGUGAGAGAGUGUGACAGCAGCUCCUGUAGUGUGGUGUGUUCUGUGGACAAUGAAAAAGAGGUGACCUUGACCUUGUACAGGGGAGAGGAAAUACUAAAUCAGACCAGCAGUCCUGACCUCACCACCGAUCUAUCUCUCCGUUUGGAGGUAGAGGGAAAGAACAACAACUCCACCCACAGCUGUGUGGCUUCCAACCCUGUCAGCAAUGAGACCGUUCUUGUCCCAAAAUGUUGCAGUGAAGAUGGUCAUCCCAAGGAGACAGACAUGAAUGAGAGGACACAGGGUAUGCUUAUUAUUGCUGUAACCUGCGUUCUGGUUGCCUCAGGACUGGUUGGACUUGCAAUCAAUCGAAAGAAGAGUAGAAAUGAACACUCACAAGAUUCAUCCGAAGGAGUGCAAGUUGACAAUGAGUAUGCAACGAUUACUUACAUAAAACAAACAGAUAACCAGGAGGAGCGAAGAGGUAUACCAGAACUGGAGUCGCGUAGAGACAACUCUGAAAUGGCAUCCGUUUAUGAUUCACUCCAGUUACAUCGCAUGGCUGCCAGCGGGGAUGUUGACACAGCAUGACGGAACAAAACUGGAAGUCACUGAGAAGCCAACAUGAUAACUCAUGAAGAGGACAUUUAAACAAAAUGAAAGUAAAAAAAUAUAUAUUCACCCAGAAAACCUUUUCGAGGCACAGUUGUUAUGGGAGAAAAUGUCCCUGCAACUGUUGCGCUGAUAUAAGUUCAGGGUUUCUUUGUAGGUCAUUUUCACAGACCUGUCAAAUAGGGACCUCGAUGGCAUCCACUGAUACGGACCAAUUCAAUAACUAUUGAGUUAGUAGUAGGAUCAGGAUAAUACUUAUUUUCAGAUGCCUUUUGUCCCAAAUCCCAAUGCAUAGGUUAAAACAAAUGGAACUUAUAUUUUAAAUAUUUUUAUCCUAUCGGAUAAAUACUCCAAACAGCCUACCCGCCCACUCGGAGGCGUCCGCAUGGCCCUAAAGCACACCAGUGCCUCAUUUUGUAUCACAUUCCAAUGAUAAAACUGGGGGGGGGGGGCAAAAAUGCUAUUUCAGAAUGUGGGGGGGAAUGUGGCACCCUUUGUGUUUAAUAUGCUACUGCUGAACCAAAGCUUCUUUUCAGUAAUGACUGUUCUGUUGUUUAAAUGUAGGUCCCUCCCCUGUAUAUUUUAUAGUUGCUCGUUGUUUAGCUUGCAGCUUUGUAUAGUACAUAAAAGAGCAGGCGUUUGAGACAAAGCCACCUACUCCUUGGCAGCUAUGACUGUUAGACUACUUUAGGUCCAUAGAUUUAAUAACAAAAGGUCCAUAGAUUUACUUUUUUUAUGUAGAUCUUGAUUUGCCAUUUGAUCUUGAGUGUUUUUUUACUCUUCUUAUCGCUAUUCACAAAAUGUUGUUCUGGCCUAACUUGUCUCUCUUAAUUAGCUUGUUUCAUUUAUUAUGAUGGAUAAUUUAUUUUGCUGAAAUAUGUUGAUCUGUUAUUCUUAUUGAGAGCAAGUCUAAGAAGCGGUACAUAUGUUCUAUGUUCACUAUUUCUAUGCUUGCCAUGCUUGAGUUUUGCUUUUGUGUAUUUAACUUUUGGUUUUGUACAACAGCUUCAAACAGAGGAAAACACAAUAUGUUUAGUUACGGAAAAGAUAUUCCACAGCGGUUUAGAUGGUACAAUGAUUCCCCUCGCUAUAGUUGCUUGUUUUGUCACAUAAACAACCAGGAAAUGGAAAGAGUGAUUUCUGCAUAGAGGAUCUAUAACAUGAGAAGGUUUUGCGGAAAGAAAGUAUUUCUGUCAACCCAAUAGAUGUUUAUCACGUCAACUGGCUUCACACGGAGUGAUAGACAAACGCGAGCAUCACACAGACAGACAGUGGCAAUAUUGCUGGAAAUUAAUUGGCAGAUAUUGUGUUUAGUUAUUUUAACAAACAAUUAAUCCAAUAGCAAAAAAAAUGAUACAUGUUUCAAAAUUGCCCUUUGAAUGUAGUAUGUUACAGUACUGUAAAAUCCAGUACAUUACACAGCUUUCACAUUAGGCAAUACACUUGCACUACCCAUGACAAUUUACUGAACAUCCAAUUUCCAUAAUUCAGGCCAAAAAGUUCAAUCUUGGUUUCAUCACACCAGAUAAUCUUGUUUCUUGUGGUCUGAGAGUCCUUUAGGUGCUUUUUGGCAAACUCCAAGCAGGCUGUCAUGUGCCUUUUACUGAGGAGUGGCUUCCGUCUCGCCACUCUACCAUAAAGGCCUGAUUGGUGGAGUGCUGCAGAGGUGGUUGUCCUUCUGGAAGGUUCUUCCAUCUCCACAGAGGAACUCUGGAGCUCUGUCAGAGUGAUCAAGGCCCUUCCCCCCCGAUUACUUAGUUUGGCCGAGAGUCCAGCUCUAGGAAGAGUCUUGGUGGUUCUAAACUUCUUCCAUUUAAGAAUGAUGGAGGCCGCUGUGUUCUUGGGAAGCUUCAAUGCUGCAGAAGUUUUUUUGGUACCUUCCCCCAGAUCUGUGGCUCAACACAAUCCUGACUCUGAGCUCUACGGAAAAUUCCAAAAACUCCUAUCAAAGUUGUCCAAACAUCUCAAGGAUGAUCAAUGGAAACAGGAUGCACAUGAGUCUCAUAGCAAAGGGUCUGAUUACUUAUGUAAGUCAUGUAUUUCUGUUUUUCGUUGUCAUUAUGCGGUAUUAUGUGUAGGCUGUAACGUAUCAAAAUGUGGAAGAAGGGAAUGGGUCUCAAUACUUUCCGAAUACACUAUAUAUACACUAUAUAUUAUAAUUGUUGUGUAUUUUGUUGUAAAUUUCAAUUCACCCCAGAAUAAAUUCUUACAGUGUAGCUAUGUGGUUGAGAGGGUACAAUUCCAAAGAAAUGUACCAUCUUACUGCCCCUCCUGUUUCCUCCUGUCUUAAUAAUGCAUAGAAAAAAUAAAGGUGGAAUUCUACAAAAAAAUAUUCUCCAUGGACCCUUAAAAUCAAUAAAUAUUAUGCUUUAACCAUU
Molecule: messenger RNA, 3459 nt
Organism: Oncorhynchus kisutch (coho salmon)
Lineage: Eukaryota; Metazoa; Chordata; Actinopteri; Salmoniformes; Salmonidae
Product: SLAM family member 5-like
Exons: 6
Coding region: 104-1060 (318 amino acids)
Source: RefSeq, a predicted model, not a curated record